AGGUGGAUGUGGACACACAGGAGCGCAUUUAGGAGGAGUCUCCGCUUCCUCGCGUCUCACUUUUGAUUUGACAAGUGAAGAUUCGCGCUUCACAUGACACACACGUAAGAGUAAGAGAUUGCGCGUCUGAGUCCAGUCUGCGGGAUAAAAAAACAAUAAACGAUGGACAGGAGGACGAACUUUGGGGACGUUUUUCACAAAACUCUGAGCGUCUCGGGUAAAAAGAUGGACUCGUUGCGCGCUCCGGGUGCCGAGCCGCCGUGCAGAGAGCGCCAGUCGCCGCUCGGAUCUUUCGAACCGCCCGACUCGGACCCGCUUCAGGCUGUCGGAGGAGGAGUGGGGUCUCUCGGCCUCCCUGGUGGAUCCAUGCGGGCGCCAUACGGCGUUGGAGGCGAGGGCACGAGCGGACAGAGCAGCGGCGGGGAGCAGAGUCCGGACGACGACAGCGACGGCCGGUGCGAGAUGAUGCUCCUGGCGACGGCUCGAGACGGGAGGACGACUUCUGCAGCGGCGGGUGCGUCGAGCGCCAAGUGCGACACGGGGAAGAAGAACCGGGAGCAGAAGAUGCUGCGGCUCAACAUCAACGCGCGCGAGCGGAGACGGAUGCACGACCUGAACGACGCGCUGGACGAGCUGCGAGCGGUCAUCCCUUACGCGCACAGCCCAUCCGUGCGCAAGCUCUCCAAGAUCGCCACGCUGCUCCUCGCCAAGAACUACAUCCUCAUGCAGGCGCAGGCGCUGGAGGAGAUGAGGCGGCUCGUGGCGUACCUGAACCAGGGCCAGGCCGUGUCGCUUGCGCCGAGCCUGAGCGCGUACGAGCAGCCGCCCGGGUACCCCGCGUUCCCCUCCGGAGCCGCCGCGGCCUCUUCAUGCCCCGACAAAUGUGCCCUUUUCAACAGCGUCACCUCCAGUCUGUGUAAACAGUGUACCGACAAGCCUUAAAACUCUCUCUCUCUCUCUCUCUCUCUCUCUCUCUCUCUCUCUCUCUCUCUCUGUGAGACUGAAACUGACGCCUGUAGGCUGCAUUUCAUAUUCCAAGAACGGACAGAAAAGAAUUCUCAACUUUUCUUACAUCGACUAGGAUUUCAGCAGAUUUGCCGCAGAUCCAACAGUUUGUUUUGUUCGUUUUUCUUUCUUUCUUUUUUUUUUUGUUCAGAUACUUGAUAUCUAUGUGUGUGUGUGUGUGUGUGUGUGCGUGCGUGCGCGCGCUGUGUAUGUAUAUAUAAAGUAAGUGCUGGUGCGAGUGAAUUGAAAGCAAACAAAGUCUAUGUGUGAAUGUUGAGGAUGGACAGUUUAUGGAAAUAUGGACCCUAACACAGUGAGCUGUUCCGACCUGGCAACAUGUGAGCAUUACUUUUACUUUGCCUGCACCUUUUAUCCUGGGAGCUCUUGCUUAAUAGCUAUCCUGCAAUAAUAAUAAUAAUAAUAAUAAUAAUAAUAAUAAUAAUAAUAAUGUUUCAGUUAGGAAUUUCACGUCCUUGUUUGAGUUUUGGUGAUAAUAAACUAGUAGCAUCUAUGACUUGGAAAGCAGAGGAUUGGAAAUUGCAGAAAUGAGGGACUUUUUUGUCACAGCUGAUUUAUAACAUUCCCACUGCAGGCUUGUUUGAGUCACUGAAGUUGACUUUGGGUUGAAUUUAUAGGUCUGCAUGCGUGCUAUAAGUCUCUUUGCUGUACAUCUGGCUUCUUUCUUUCUUUUGUAUUCUUUCCCUCCACUCUCAUGCAGCAGGCUGUGAAUGAGAUUUCGGCUUGGGCUUGUUGUCAGGUCAUCCUGAUGAGCACUGCAGAUACAUCCGGUUCACUAUGACUGCACAGGGCCAUUUGUACAUGUUGAUGUCCUGAAAAAAAAAAGCUUUAUUAAAAUAUUUUGAUCAAACUUACACUUUUUCGCCUGGUUGUUUGAUGGGAAAGAGUGUGAAGAGACUAAGGGCUGCUUGGUCAGAUAUUUGUGCAUAUCUGUGAAAGAUUUAAGUGUAGGAUGAAAAGCUAACGAGUCAUGCAAACAUGUUUUCAUUUUUUUAAACAAACCUAUGACAAAAUAAGUCGCAAAAAAUCUAAUAUCGAGAUUAUAUGUGUUAUAAAGUCCUUCUAAAUGAAGGCAUGAUGGAUGAAUAUAGUGGAGUCUGGAGUAUCAUAAGAGAAGGAGACUAAUUAUGAUUAUAAUUAUUGAAACAAUUUCCAUAACGGUGUGUGUCAUGUGUUAAUUGGGAAACAACGAAGUAGGAAAACUGUCGAGUGCAAUCAUUUAAUGAAACGUAGCGUUAAAGCAAUUAAAAGCUCGCGCAGGUGAUUAGGGAAUGUAAUUAUUCACUGGUUUAAUUGGGUGUGUUUAAUCACGACAUCACCGCUCCGUCUCUGAAGUCCGACACUGUGUGCCAGUGGCCAAGGGGAUGAGUU
This is a messenger RNA of Pangasianodon hypophthalmus (striped catfish), 2394 nucleotides long. RefSeq names its product basic helix-loop-helix family, member e22 (gene bhlhe22). NCBI's taxonomy places the organism in Eukaryota, Metazoa, Chordata, Actinopteri, Siluriformes, Pangasiidae. The transcript has a single exon. Bases 163 to 942 code for a protein of 259 amino acids. The record is from RefSeq and is a predicted model, not a curated record. Gene Ontology annotation, molecular function: protein dimerization activity.